UCUCCAGUUCAGAGCUCCAAAAUUAUUCCUUUCUUCUCAGCGAGCACCGCUGGGAUCCCAAAGGAGGCAUCACCUCCGAUCGAUCCUCUCCGCACCCACCCAGUAAUCCUCUCCUUGCUCCCCUCUCGCCGCCGCCGAGCCUACUCUCUCAAGGUGCGGAGUCGCCGUCCCUCGCGGGCCCGUUUGAUCCGCGAGAACCGCCUGCCCUCCGUGUUCCUGCGGGCGGCGGAGUGGCUGGCUCUGGAAUCUUUGUUCUUGGGGGCUCAUGAGCGCAAUGGAACUACUUGCGUGAAAGGGAGCUUGCCUUUGUGGAGUCUGCGGGAGGGUCGAGCUGUGGGAGGGAGGAUGCAGGGGAAGGCGCAGCUCUCGGAUUCCAACCGGCGGAUCAUGGAGGUCGACGCGCCGCCGCGGCGGGUGUACCAGGCGUGGAAAGGAAGCAACUUGUUUUUCCUUGGAGGUAGACUUAUCUUUGGGCCAGAUGUGAGGUCACUCGUGCUCACAGUAUGUUUAAUUGUAACCCCAGUCAUAUUCUUUGCUGCCGCCGUUUGUCCACAGCUUGGUCAUGAGUUCCAGAGCCAAAUUGGAGGUUGGGUGGCAUCUGUAGCUGUCAUCUUUACGGCAUGUAUUCUUCUUGUUCUACUUCUCACAUCUGGGCGUGAUCCUGGAAUUGUUCCUCGAAACGCUCACCCCCCAGAGCCUGAAGACAUUGGUGAAUCCCCAGAUUGGCCUGGCGGUCAACAUGGUUCAACAGGUUUACCACUUACAAGGGAUGUUCUUGUCAAUGGCGUUUCGGUCAAGGUCAAAUAUUGCCAUACAUGCAUGCUGUAUCGUCCACCAAGGUGCUCUCAUUGCUCAAUCUGCAACAACUGUGUAGAACGUUUUGAUCACCACUGUCCGUGGGUAGGUCAGUGCAUUGGAAAGAGGAACUACCGUUUCUUCUUCAUGUUUGUGUCUUCAACUACCCUACUCUGCAUAUAUGUGUUUGCAUUCUGCUGGGUCAAUCUCAAGAGAAUUAUGGACAUGCAUGAAUGUAAAAUUGGUAGAGCCCUUUUGAAGUCUCCUAUCUCUGGAUUUCUCAUUCUAUACACAUUUAUUGCUGUGUGGUUUGUAGGAGGAUUGACUUCAUUCCACCUCUAUUUGAUUUCUACAAAUCAGACUACUUAUGAGAACUUCCGAUACCGUUACGACCGGAAAACAAAUCCUUACAACCUUGGAGCGACCCAGAAUUUCAUUGACAUCUUAUUUUCAAGGAUCCCCAGCUCAAAAAACAAUUUCAGAGCAAAAGUUAAGGAGGAUUCUGCUACCUUCACGACAUCCCUCAGUAUGGGACGGGUUCUAAGUCCGCCCAAGAUGAGUGUGGACCUUGAGAUGGGCACGAAAAGGCAAGCUGUGGCUGCGGAGGACUUGGAAGACUUGCACAGCCAGAUCGGCAGUGCUAUGGGUCUGGAGAGAUGUGGCACUGAACCCCCGCAUUUUGUUGGUCGAAAAGGCUGCUCUGAGAUUUCAUCUGACAUAGAGGCAUUUGCAGAAGAGUUUGGCAUGGAACGUGGGCUCAGUGAGAGGAAAAAGAUUGAGCGACGCACAAAUGAUGGUCCAUAGAAAGUUUCGUUAUCAUAAGCCCCUCUCCAACAUUCUGUCAAUCCCUCAACUUAGGCAGCAAAAGUUUGGAAAGUUGAAAAAGAAGUAGGACAAAAUGGUAGAAUGAAUUUGACAGGCAUUGGUUAGUUCAUUUGGCUGAAAUUUCCAGCCAAGACUUCAUUUAGAAGUAAUAGAUGUUCAUUAACGACAUAGGAAUGAUGAAUCCGCACUCGGUUUGGAUGAUUUUAUACUGCUAGUUCUAUGUACUCUUGGUCCAUGUGUUGUAUUGUAUGUGUGGUUGUAUGUGUGGUGUGGCAUUGUUGCUUCUGAUUUUGUUGAAGCUGUAAUUUGUAACAUCAACCUGCUAUCAGAUUUCCUCACUUCUGUUUGCCAACCAAAUAGUUUCUGAGA
Panicum hallii is the source of this 1989-nucleotide messenger RNA. RefSeq names its product probable protein S-acyltransferase 7. The record is from RefSeq and is a predicted model, not a curated record. Bases 346 to 1599 code for a protein of 417 amino acids. Gene Ontology annotation, biological process: protein targeting to membrane; peptidyl-L-cysteine S-palmitoylation. Gene Ontology annotation, molecular function: protein-cysteine S-palmitoyltransferase activity. The transcript is spliced from 5 exons. Lineage: Eukaryota; Viridiplantae; Streptophyta; Magnoliopsida; Poales; Poaceae. Gene Ontology annotation, cellular component: Golgi apparatus; endoplasmic reticulum.